Molecule: messenger RNA, 1989 nt
Organism: Bombyx mandarina (wild silkworm)
Lineage: Eukaryota; Metazoa; Arthropoda; Insecta; Lepidoptera; Bombycidae
Product: 23 kDa integral membrane protein-like
Source: RefSeq, a predicted model, not a curated record
GUAGGUUAGAUUGCAACUGUUAAAGAACUGUUAUCGUUCGAGAUAAUACCGAUAGCGGUAUAUUACUUCGUAGGAAUUAAGGAGUCAUAUAAUGUACUAAGAACGAAUCUCUUCUGUGACACACCUUCCUAAAUUGUUUCGAAUUUAAAGAUAAUACGAUAAGUAAAGUUGGUAUAGAUUAAAUAUUGAAUGUUUAAAUCCGUAACGCGCGCAGUACUGUUGCAUCAUUGUUGGUUGCGGGAGCACGAAACACAAACAUUCCCUGAGGUGGAACGACCGGGGCCUUUGUUUUGAAGCGAGCUUAAAAGAUCAAGUGACAUGUGAACGCAACACAGCACAAUGGGUCUCUCGACGAACUGUUGGAAAUAUUUAGUGUUAACUUUUAAUGUAUUAUUCGCUAUGUCAGCCGUGGUGCUGUUCGGAGCGAGUGGAUUUUUGUUGUACAAACUUUUUAUAUACAGACAUUUUAUUGGUGUGAAUGUGGAGUAUCCCGCGAUUCUAUUAUUGAUGAUGGCGAUCAUAACAUGUUCUAUAGCAUGGAUAGGAUGGAGGACGGCUGUAUCAUUGCACCAGAUUCACAUUAUCAUAACAGGCAUCCUAAUAGUACUAGUGGUGAUCAUAGAGUUCACUUGCUUUGUGUGGGCUAUGGUGGUGUGGGACAAUGUGGAGAUAGACGUGAAAACUACCAUGACGCAGUUCUUCGAAGACACCAGGGGUGCUGAUGCAAAUUCCGCUGAGUCCUUAAAAUGGGAUCGGUUACAUGUAAAGUUCGAAUGCUGUGGGGUCACAGGGCCAAAUGAUUACGCGACAUCAGGCCACGUACCGUUCUCUUGUUGUGGCCAAGGUCCUCUCGAUUCCCUACACAAGCCCUACGCAUCAGAAUGCGCCGCGUUAUAUCUCAGGGGCUGCGGAAAGCAGUUACACGAAUACACGAGGCAACAGUUGAUGCUUGUGUCCAUGACAGCAUUAUGUGCUUCUAUAAUACAGAGCACCGGGAUAUUCUGCACGUUCUUCUUAGCGCAUGCCAUUAGGCAAAGUCGACGAGCGUCCAUCAGGAAUUCUACUGCAUUGAGGGAAUCAACAUUUGCAGCAGCGGAUGACUCGCUUCUAUCCCCUACAGCUCCUGCGCCGACCCUGCCAAAGUAUUAGUUUUUUUGUAGGACAUAUUUACUCUUUAGAAUUUUUUAGAAGUUAGAAUUUCGGUAACUUACGGUCUUAACUAUAGUUUAAUUGGUAAGCAAUAAUUUAGUAAUUACCAAUCAGAUCCUUAUAGCUGAAAUACCACUUUAAUGUUCUAUUGUCAAUAUUCGGUUGGAAAUUUAGUGAAUUUAAUAUAGCCAAUACACUGUUGCCAAAAAUACGUUAUCAUUAAUUUUGGAUGCAAAACUUCAUGGUAACAAUGUUCAAUUUCACUGUUGAAUUACAGUAAUGCCAACUUAAAAAUACUCAAGCUUAUUACGAGACUGCAUUUGAUAGUGACAUUUUUGAUUUAAUGUUGAUUUUUUUUAAUAAGUACGAGUAUAUAAUCUGUAAUAUGGGGAUAAGACAGGUGUAGGAAUGAGCCUUAGUUAAAUCUGUUAGUAUCUCGGAUGUUACAUGGAUAUGGUUUCAGGUCACGUAAUAUUUAUGGGAUAUUUUUAUUUGUUAUAAAUUGUCUUGUGAGCCCGUAUUGGUAGGUACCACAACCUUGCCUAUUUCUGUAGCAGUUUUACUAUAGAAUUGAGAUUUACAACCAAGUGUGUCAAUGUUUCUAUUAUAACGUUUUAAAUUUUUGGUGAUUUGCAUAGAUGGUAGAUAAGUAGUCAGAAUCUAAUCUAAGAUAUUGGAUUAAAGGUUCGCUUUAGUUUUAGUUGUACUAUUGUACUUAUAAAAUACUUGCCAGUUCGAAUUUUUCAAUUCCCUAAAUAUGUUUAAGCCUUAAAAGUUUAUAUAGCGCGAUCAAAUUUUAUCAUUAGAAGUAUUUUUGUUUGUUUUCAGAUUAUUGUUUUG